Molecule: messenger RNA, 1669 nt
Organism: Pieris brassicae (large cabbage white)
Lineage: Eukaryota; Metazoa; Arthropoda; Insecta; Lepidoptera; Pieridae
Exons: 7
Coding region: 44-988 (314 amino acids)
Cellular component (GO): membrane
Molecular function (GO): phosphatidylinositol bisphosphate binding
Source: RefSeq, a predicted model, not a curated record
GCAUGGAAUACCACGUAUAACUUAUUUACUACUAAAAAUAAGAAUGGAAUUUAUUCCUCAAGAUAAACUUCUAAAAGUUAAGGCAGACACUCUGAAAGUCAUCCGUGACGAGAUCAACCUGGGUAAACCAGGAGAGAUGAAGUCGGCUGUCAAGAUCCUUAAGGAGUGGGUACAGCAACAACCUUAUUUUAAAAAGAAGGACUUUGAUGAGCAUUUUCUAGAAACAGCCAUUAUCUCGGGAAAAGGAUCCAUUGAACGAGCAAAGAAACAGAUAGAUAGAGUGUGUACAUUGAAGUCAUUAUGGCCACAAUUUUUUGGAGUUCGUGAUAUCAGAAAAGAGUUUGCAGAUAUAUUUUCAAUCGGACAUUUCGGCGUACUGCCGGAAGUAAAUGAAAAUAACCACAGAGUAUUUGUCGCUCAAGUGAAUGGAAACAUUUUACAUUCAUCACAAUUAUUCAAUUAUUAUAGAUAUGCAAUAUGUAUUGGGGAGUACAUGAAAACGCACGAUUACUAUGUCAGCUAUCAUUACAUCGUGGAUCUAAGACAGACCGAUAUGACGGCAUUCUUGGCUGCCUGUAACCCCAUUGAGAUGAAACAAGCACUAACAAUAUUAAUAGAAUGUUACGGAAUCCGAUUUAAAGGGCUGCAUUUCAUUACCAACUCAAAACACCUUAUAGAUAUGUUAAUCACAAUAUUAAAACAAAUAUUGAAGCCGAAGAUAAUUCAGCGCCUACACCACCACGCUACUUGCGACGGCUUGGCAAAUUUAAUCGGGAAGGACUAUUUGCCCGUGGAACUGGGCGGGACGGCGGCCUCGAUGCAGGAUGUACAUGAUAAAUGGGUGGAGGUUCUGUCUUCGAAGGAGAACAUGGAGUAUUUGCGUGCAAUGGACGAUGUUGGUACUAACGAAGCACUCAGACCCGGUGUUCAGUUUAACGAUGAAUAUGCAGGUGUCACUGGCACUUUCAGAUUUUUAAGCGUUGAUUGAUUUUGUCAAUUAUUCUGACAAUUGUACAUUUGUGCAGUGUUAAUCUUAGCAGUACUAAACUUCUGUUUUGCAUACAGGACGUAAAUAAUUACUAAGAGUGAUUAUUAUGGCACUUGACCUCGGGCUCAAAGAGAUAAAAAUGUAAUUAAUUGUAAGGUAUAAGACAUAAAUAUAGUAAUGUUUUAUAAAGCCGUGUAAAGAAUUAAGGUCAAGGAUCAAGAGCAAUUAUUUCUAUUUUGUAAUCAUAUUAGAUAUUCUUGAUUUAUUAUAUGGUUUGUAUUGCUGGUUGGUUUUGGGUAAGCUGUUUCGAGAAGAGACUGUGACGUUUAAGGUAUUCGAGUUUCAUUCCCGAUCACAGCCUAAAUAUAAAUAAAGUUUGCUAUUCACAUGGGUGCCGGGUAUAAGCUGACAUAGUUAUUGAGUACACCACCUAGAGCACUUUAGCCGAGCCUUAGUAGAGAUUCAAAAUGCCGUUGUAUAAUUGUAUAAUUAUGGCUUCCUUUUCAAAUUCUUUAAAUUUAGAACUACAGCCGCCAGUUAGGCCAGGUUCUUUAAAACUUUUAUAAAUACUAUGUUUUUAAAAUGGCAUAUCUUCUUCUUAAAUAAUUAAUUGAAACAUUUGGGUUAUUUCACACUGUUUUCUAAAUAUUCUAUGCUAUUAUUAAAUUGACAUAGAAAGAG